Prunus avium (sweet cherry) is the source of this 615-nucleotide messenger RNA. The record is from RefSeq and is a predicted model, not a curated record. NCBI's taxonomy places the organism in Eukaryota, Viridiplantae, Streptophyta, Magnoliopsida, Rosales, Rosaceae.
AUGAAGAACAAACAGCAGCAGCAGCAGCAGCAGCAACCACCCUCAUCAAUUCCCAAGCAUUUCCUCAAUGUCCAAAUACACCUCCAUAAAAUCAUCUCCAACUUUCUCAUCUUCGCCUUCGGUUUAGCCAUCGGCGUCUCCAUCAGUUUCUACCUCAAAGAUUUUCCCUUCCAGCUCUACGCCACCCAAACCAAAUACUCUCGUUCAUCAAACACUCCAUUGUUAUUCUCUUCUGCUCCACCACCACUACCACCACCGCCGCUGCCAACUCUCAAUAUCCAAAAAAAUCAAACCAAAACUUCUGCUGCGCCUCCCCCACCCCCAAUCGGCUUAAAAGAAUACACAAAGCCACCCAACAUUAUGCACGACAUGGACGACGCUGAAUUGCUGUGGAGAGCUUCACUGGUGCCUCGCCGGCGCGGGCUGCCGUUCAAGCGCACCCCAAAAGUGGCGUUCAUGUUCUUGACAAGAGGGCCUCUGGCAUUGGCUCCGUUCUGGGAAAUGUUCUUCAAAGGCCAUGAAGGGCUCUACUCUAUCUAUGUCCACGCCAAUCCGGAUUUCAACGACACCAUGCCUCAAAACUCUGUUUUUUAUGGCAGAAGGGUCCCAAGUAAG